CACCUCGUCGCCAUUGAUCGCGCGUCCGUCUCCCCGCGCUGCUCCGGGGUCGCUGCUCCUGCCAUGAAAAUGCACUUCUGUAUCCCGGUGUCCCAGCAGCGGCCCGACACGCUGGGAGGCCGCUACGUGCUGUACUCCGUGUACCUGGACGGUUUCCUCUUCUGCAAGGUGCGCUACAGCCAGCUACAUCGUUGGAAUGAACAGCUAAGGCGGGUGUUUGGAAAUUGCCUGCCACCCUUUCCACCAAAAUACUAUCUGGCAAUGACCACAUCUAUGGCUGAGGAAAGGAGGGACCAGCUGGAACGAUAUUUGCAAAAUGUAACUGCGGAUCCAAACAUGUUGAGAAGUGAUGUCUUCAUUGAGUUUUUAAAACUGGUACAGCUGAACACGUUUGAUGUUGCAACCGAGAAAGCUGCUCUGGAUAUACUUCUGCCCAAUGGAAGGAGCAUUAAAGUGGAAAUCCUAACAUCAGAUACUGCUGAAAGAAUCCUAGAGGUGGUGUCGCAAAGGCUUGGACUGCGUCAGGAGCUCUUGGGCUACUUCGGCCUCUUUCUCAUUCGGUUUCACAAGGAGGGCAAGCUCUCUGUUGUGAAGAAGUUGGUGGACUUUGAACUCCCUUACGUUUGUCUUCGGAAUGCUGAGGUGGAAAACUGCAAGGUUGGACUCAGAAAGUGGUACAUGGAUCCAGCCCUUGACUCAAUGCUGAUGGACUGCAGAGCAGCCGUAGAUCUGCUGUACAUGCAGGCAAUACAGGACAUUGAAGAAGAAUGGGCCAAACCCACACCAGCCCAGAGGCAGGAAUUAGAGGCUCUCCAGAAAGAAAACAAUCAAACAAAGUUUUUGGAGCUGUCCCGGGGGGUGCAGCACUACGGAUGCAUGCAACUGGACCCACUGACAUGCGACUACCCAGAACCCGGCUGCAGGGCCCUUCUUUCUGUCGGCAAUCAUGAGAUCAGCUGCUGCAUAACACUGCCUGACAACCGGAUCCAGGAUGUCACUUUCCAGAUGAGCAGGGUGAAGUGCUGGCAGGUUACUUUCCUUGGGACUCUGCUGGAUAUGGAUGGACCCCAGCGAACUCUCAAUCAGAACUUAGAGCUCAGAUUUCAGUACAGCGAGGAGAGUCGCUGGCAGUGGUUUGUUAUUUAUACCAAACAGGCUUUUCUGCUGAGUAGCUGCUUGAAAAAGAUGAUCUCAGAGAAGAUGGUACAACUGGCUGCUGAAAGCUCAGAAAUGCAGAUUGAAGUCCUGGAACAAGGCAAAAGUCAAAAAUACCAUGUUCAACAAAGCCAGAAGGACUAUUCUAGUUUUCAGCCAAGACAAAGAAAGAUUAAGAGAGCAGAAGGUGAUUGUGUUUUUGGAACCAUAAAGGAAGAAGAUCUUUGAAGAGAAGUUUUACCUUUUAAUUUUUUUUUUUUUUUUU
Sciurus carolinensis (gray squirrel) is the source of this 1420-nucleotide messenger RNA. It is a transcript of the gene Snx31, whose product is annotated as sorting nexin 31. The transcript has 14 exons. The coding region runs from base 64 to 1383 and encodes 439 amino acids. Gene Ontology annotation, cellular component: early endosome. Gene Ontology annotation, molecular function: phosphatidylinositol binding. The record is from RefSeq and is a predicted model, not a curated record. NCBI's taxonomy places the organism in Eukaryota, Metazoa, Chordata, Mammalia, Rodentia, Sciuridae. Gene Ontology annotation, biological process: intracellular protein transport.